UCCCACCACCAUUCCGUUUCUCUCUCCAUAACCAACCACGACACUCGUACCUGCUCGUGAAAAUUAGAAACCCCAAAACGCUUCUUCUUUCUGUUUAUUAUUAUCUUAUUAAAUGGCGCCCAGGGAGAAGGCGGUGACGAUUAAGAGCGGUAACGGUAGCCUGAAGGAGGUGCAUUUCAGGGGAGUGAGGAAGCGUCCGUGGGGACGUUACGCCGCUGAGAUCAGAGAUCCGGGGAAGAAGAGCCGUGUUUGGCUUGGCACUUUUGAUACCGCUGAGGAAGCUGCCCGGGCCUACGACAAAGCCGCUCGGGAGUUUCGCGGCGCCAAGGCUAAAACCAACUUCCCCCUUCCCUGCGAAAUCGUCAACAACAACAACGCUAACUGUAAGAAUAAUAACAAUCAGAGUCCGAGCCAGAGUAGUACCGUCGAGUCGUCCAGCCGGGAGCCGACGCUCAUGAUCGAAUCCUCGCCGUUAGAUCUCAACCUCGGGCAUGCCGGCUGCGGCGACGGUGGCAAGGGAUGUGGAUCUGCGUCUGCGUCGGCUGCUGUUAGGUUUCCGUUCCAACCGUUUUCUUCAAUAGCCGGAGUUUUUGCCGGAGCCAUGCCGGCCAUGGCGGCUCCUCAGGUUUUUUAUUUUGAUGCCUUUGUUGGGGCCGAAGCCAUCAAGGGUCAACAGUAUCCACGGAUGCGAUUUGAUCAUAAUUUUCAGGCAAAGUUCAGCGGUGGUGCACAGAGCGAUUCCGAUUCCUCCACUGUGAUCGAUUUGAACCACCACGAGAUCAAGCCUCCUGUAGUCGUCGGUCUGGAUCUGAACCUCCCUCCACCACCGGAGACGGCCUGAUUUUUUUUUUCCCCGUCGCAACACUCAACGACCGGGAUAUCGUUGCAUGUUUUCUAAAUUUGAUUUCCUUUUUUUUUUUUUUUUUAUAAUUUUAGUUCAAAUAAUAGGCUAGAAAAAAAAAUAGAAAAAGUAAAAAAGCGAAAUUAUGGUGGGAGCUGCGAGAGUCAUCUGAUCAGAAAUCAACGGCGCUCGAGAUGUGAAUAGUAGCUGAUUAUCUCCCCUUUUUUGCAACAAAGAGAAAUCCUUCCCUUUCUCUUGUUGUUUGGUAUUAAUUAUUAGUUGAUGUACCCCUCUUUUUUUUCGGAUCAAUGAAUUAACGACUUAAAU
This is a messenger RNA of Rubroshorea leprosula, 1168 nucleotides long. The record is from the annotation of a GenBank genome assembly. NCBI's taxonomy places the organism in Eukaryota, Viridiplantae, Streptophyta, Magnoliopsida, Malvales, Dipterocarpaceae.